AUGCUUGCCAACACUCUGUGACAAGCUGUUCAAGAACCAACGUUGCUUUUAUUCAAACGUUCAAAUUUAGCAUAUACACUAAAGUAAGUUACAACUUGAAUCUUUUAUGUAGGUUAACGUAGAAAAAAUGAUUUUAAAGCGUUGUUGAUUUAAUAGUUUUUCUUUUAUUCGUAUAAAACAUUGUCUAACCUGUGUUCGAAAGCCUUUGAUUUAUAACAAAUUUCAUAGGAAAGAUUAAGGAUUUUCUUAAUAGAUUUAGAUAUUGGCUAUUAAUUCGAUUAAGAAAUAAUAUUGAUAGCAACAAGGACGACGUAUACGUUAACAACGUAUACUAAAAAAAGGGAAUAUAUUAAUAUGCACUAAACAGAUUUUCCUAAGCUUUAUACAAAUAAAAAUAGAAGUUUGCGUCCAAUAUUUUUUAUACACUGCUUUUUUAGUCACUGCUAUAUAUUUUUAUUUCUUAGCUUUUCCAUUCAAAAUCCCAAAGGCCUGUACCUUUGCGACGCUAUAGGCCAAAUCUAUGGCAUGCUAUUGAAUCAUAUACCUUUUUCCUCUUAAUCAUAUUACCCUACCUCACAGAUGACUUUAAGCGAUGAAGAACUCACCAACAUUUUCUACCAGUUGGACACAGACAAAAGUGGUUUAGUUGACAGAAAAGAAAUAAGAGUUAUGGUUGAGAAGAUCGUCAAUCAACACCGUGACAAAUUAGGUUCGGAGGCUAAUAUUCAGGCCCAAAUCGAAUUCCUUAUGGGGAAAUUUGAUGUCAAUCAGGAUGGACAAAUCACACUCAAAGAAUUUAUUGAGGCUUACAGAGGAGCUAAACGCUAA
Dimorphilus gyrociliatus is the source of this 828-nucleotide messenger RNA. NCBI's taxonomy places the organism in Eukaryota, Metazoa, Annelida, Polychaeta, Dinophilidae. The record is from the annotation of a GenBank genome assembly.